AUGGCCCCCGAUUCGAGCAUCACCGUCGACACGUCCAAGAAGCAAAGCCCUAUCCGCAAUGCGGCCCAAGGCGCAACGCUCAAGGAUCAGCUUCCUCCUGCCAAGUCAAGCCAGACAUAUCCUCCACAGAGCUCAGCCGAGUCAAAUGCCUCACUGUUCUUCGUGGGCACGGCAACCACGAUCUUGGAGUGGGAGGGUCUCCGCCUUAUGACAGAUCCCAACUUCUUGCAUGCUGGUGACCACGUCCAUCUGGGACCCGGUGUGAGAGGGACGCGGAAGACGAACCCUGCGGUUGACCUGCACGAUCUACCGCACGUUGAUCUGGUCCUCCUGUCGCAUUAUCACGCCGACCAUUUUGACCAGGAAGUCGAAGCUUCGCUACGUCGAGAUCUGCCCAUCAUCACAACACCCCACGCCCACAAGCAUCUGGCGCACAAGGGACAUGGCGAAGCCUUCACGGCAGUGCAUCCCCUUGACGCGUGGGAGAGUAUGUCCGUAAAUAUCACCUCCUCCGCCGCGCCCACCAAAUGUCCUCAUCUUCGCGUGACCGGCAUGCCUGGGAAACACGUCGGCGAUGGCCUCCUCGCCAAAGCGAACGACAUCCUCGGCGCGAUCCCACCUACCAACGGGUGGAUGUUGGAACUCGGAUAUACUAGUGACGCGUCAGGCGCCGAUUUCGAGUGCGGAUAUCGGAUUUAUAUCUCGGGUGACACUCUCUACGUCUCCGAGCUGGAGAAGAUACCCGAACUCUACACGCACGCGGGCAAACCGAUUGAUUUGAUGCUGAUACAUCUGGGCGGAACAACUGUGCCGGGCCCGCAUAUGCCCUUGGUGAUGGUGACCAUGGACGCCGCACAGGGGAUCAAGUUGGUGAAGCUGGUGCAGCCGGAGGUUACAGUGCCAAUUCAUUACGAUGACUACGACGUCUUCCUCUCGCCGCUCUCGGACUUCAAGGACGCCGUCACCAAGGCCGGCCUCUCGGACAAAGUUGUCUAUCUCGACCGGGGCGACGAGUUCAAGUUCCGCGUCAAGUGA
Molecule: messenger RNA, 1035 nt
Organism: Fonsecaea erecta
Lineage: Eukaryota; Fungi; Ascomycota; Eurotiomycetes; Chaetothyriales; Herpotrichiellaceae
Exons: 2
Coding region: 1-1035 (344 amino acids)
Source: RefSeq, a predicted model, not a curated record